Loa loa (African eye worm) is the source of this 2439-nucleotide messenger RNA. Its product is annotated as phosphoenolpyruvate carboxykinase. Gene Ontology annotation, cellular component: cytosol. The transcript has 12 exons. The record is from RefSeq and is a predicted model, not a curated record. Gene Ontology annotation, molecular function: GTP binding; manganese ion binding; phosphoenolpyruvate carboxykinase (GTP) activity. NCBI's taxonomy places the organism in Eukaryota, Metazoa, Nematoda, Chromadorea, Rhabditida, Onchocercidae. The coding region runs from base 19 to 2013 and encodes 664 amino acids. Gene Ontology annotation, biological process: cellular response to insulin stimulus; cellular response to glucose stimulus; response to starvation.
UUAUAGGUAGCAUCAAAAAUGGUCGGUCUUCGUAUAAAUAAGCAUGCUGUUAAAAUUUUACGGAAGUUCGGAUUGAAAUGCUAUGAACAAUUCAAUAGUGUGAGAGCAACAACGAUCCCAUGCACGCAGCAUUUUUCUUGCUAUUCAACAAAUCCGCAAUCACUGAUUAUGGAAAAUCUUUUCGAAUACAGAAAUCAUCAAUUCAUAUCUGAAAAAGCUCGCGAAUUCAUCGAUGAAAGUGUAAAAUUGAUGAAACCCAAAGAAGUUCAUAUUUGUGAUGGGUCAGAGGAAGAAGCUGAUCAGCUUAUUCGACAAAUGGUUAAAGAUGGAAUGCUGAAAAAACUGAGAGCGUACGAGAAUAACUUUAUUUGCAGAACAGAUCCGAGAGAUGUUGCUCGUGUAGAAAGUAAAACAUGGAUGGUAACAGCAGAAAAAUUUGACUCAGUAUGUCAUACAGCCGAGGGGGUAAAACCGAUUAUGGGUAAUUGGAUGUCACCUGAGCAGUUUAACAAUGAGAAAAACUUGCGAUUUCCAGGUUGCAUGAAUGGACGAACAAUGUAUGUGAUUCCGUUUUCCAUGGGUCCAGUUGGUGGACCAAUUUCAAAAAUUGGAAUACAGGUAACCGAUUCCAGUUAUGUUGUUCUUUGCAUGCGAAUUAUGACUCGUGUAACGCCGAAAGUAUGGGAAGUACUGGGAGAUAACAGUUUUGUAAAAUGUAUUCAUUCUGUCGGUGUUCCAGAACCAGUUAAAGAAAAAUUGGUAAACAAUUGGGCAUGUAAUCCGACGAGAACGAUUAUAGCACAUCGUCCGACACAGCGUGAAAUUUGGUCUUUUGGCUCCGGUUAUGGAGGUAAUUCGCUGCUUGGAAAGAAAUGUUUUGCAUUAAGGAUUGCUUCAAAUAUGGCUAAACAGGAAGGCUGGAUGGCAGAACACAUGUUGAUUAUGGGAGUAACACCACCGAAUGGUAAAGAACGCUUUCUUGCGGCUGCCUUUCCUUCAGCUUGCGGUAAAACCAAUCUCGCGAUGUUAGCACCAACUCUUCCGGGUUGGAAAGUACGAUGCAUCGGUGAUGACAUUGCAUGGAUGAAGUUUGGUAAUGAUGGUCGAUUAUACGGAAUAAAUCCAGAAGCGGGUUUUUUUGGGGUUGCACCAGGAACAUCGAAUAAAACUAAUCCGAUGGCUAUGGCAUCGUUCCAGAAAAAUAGCAUUUUCACAAAUGUGGCUGAAACUGCUGAUGGUGAAUACUUUUGGGAAGGAUUGGAAGGGGAAAUCAAGAAUCCAAAAAUUGAUAUAAUCAACUGGUUAGGCAACAAAUGGCACAUUGGUGAUGAAGGUCAAGCUGCACAUGCCAAUUCUCGAUUCACCUGUCCUGCCAGUCAGUGUCCAAUUAUUCAUCCAAAAUGGGAAGAACCUAGUGGUGUACCAAUUGAGGCAUUUAUUUUCGGUGGAAGAAGGCCCGAAGGUGUACCGCUGGUGUUUGAGUCAUUUUCGUGGCAGCAUGGAAUUUUUGUAGGUGCAUGCCUGAAGUCUGAAGCAACAGCUGCAGCUGAAUUUAAAGGAAAAGUAGUAAUGCAUGACCCGAUGGCGAUGCGACCCUUUAUGGGUUAUAAUUUUGGUAAAUAUCUCCAGCACUGGCUAAGUCUCAAUAAUGGCUUUCAUAAGGUCCCGAAAAUUUUCCAUGUUAAUUGGUUCCGUCGUGAUAAGAGUGGUAACUUCUUGUGGCCGGGAUAUGGCGAAAAUGUUCGAGUAAUUGAUUGGAUAAUUAGACGUCUGAAUGGUGAUGAGUCAAUUGGACAAAAAAGUGCUAUUGGUAUCGUACCUAAAGAAAAUUCGUUAAAUCUUGAAGGUCUUCAAAAUAUAAACAUAAAGGAAUUACUAAGCAUUCCGAAGCAGUAUUGGGUGGAAGAUAUUGAGGAAAUCAAGAAGUUUAUGGAAGAACAGGUCGGAUCAGAUUUGCCGCAGGAAAUUCAAAUCGAAAUGGCGGAACAAUUUAAAAGGAUUGCAGCGUUGUAAUUUAAUUGCGAAAACUAUACUUUAACACUGGUAAUCCGCUUUAUCCGCUUCCUCAGGAUCUAUUUUUCAAGAAAAAUGGUUAAUUUUAAAUCUGAUGACUAACAGUUUGUUUUCAAAAUUUGCAAUACUCAAAUUCAACUUUAUUCAUUGCAUUUUCUGAAGACGAUUUUCCGAGUUGGUUAUAUUUCAGUAAUUAAUUGGAAAGUUAGAAGAAAUAGUAGUCGCUGGAUCCUUUUUGUUAGAGCCUUUUCAAGCUUCUGAUUCAGGAAUUUCAGUUUCUCACAAAUCACUUAUACCUAACGAAUGUAUCAGUGAUAUAGCUCGUUUUCUUGGGAUAUCUUGGUUUGAUUGUUUUAACAAUCCACACUUAUUAAUUAAAGUGAACGUGUAGCCAUAUGACGUAAGCGAAUAAAAAAUCAAAUACCA